CUUAUUAUAUAUAUAUUAAAUGAUCUCAAAUAUAUUUCUGUACUAUUUGGAAGUAGCAGGUUGGAAGUGAUGAACUUAAAACAUGAUCAUUACCUGCGACUUUCAUAAAAAUUGUUAUAAUUUUCUAUACUUCAACUACGAAGUGUAAAAACUCGAACAUGGCGUCGAGACGAGGGGCAGUUACGGGGACCACUGGUCGCCCUUUCAGCUCAAAUCGGUCUUCUGGAUUAAACAGAGUCGGUUGCUAUGAAAUCGAACGAACAAUUGGGAAAGGAAAUUUUGCCGUUGUCAAACUUGCUAUGCAUGUUGUUACAAGGACUAAAGUUGCCAUAAAAAUUGUGGACAAGACACAGCUGGACAAAGAUAAUCUGGAUAAAAUAUAUCGGGAAAUUAAAAUAAUGAAGAAAUUGAAUCAUCCUAAUAUUGUUAAACUGUAUCAGGUCAUGGAAUCAGAGAAGAUGCUUUACCUUGUAACUGAGUACGCAAGUAAUGGAGAGAUAUUCGAUCACUUGGUUGCACAUGGUAGAAUGACAGAAGAGGAAGCUCGAGGAAAAUUCAAACAAAUUGUCGCUGCAGUUUAUUACUGUCAUACACGUCAUGUGGUUCACAGAGAUCUGAAAGCUGAAAAUUUGCUUCUGGAUGCUGGAAAAAAUAUUAAGAUUGCUGAUUUUGGUUUUGCAAACUAUUACACGAAAGAAGAACUUUUAACAACAUGGUGUGGAAGUCCUCCUUAUGCUGCUCCUGAAUUAUUUGAAGGAAAAGAAUAUGUUGGACCAAAAGUAGAUGUCUGGAGUUUGGGAGUUGUGCUGUAUGUUCUUGUAUGUGGAUCAUUGCCAUUUGAUGACAAUACAUUACAAGCAUUACGGUCUCGAGUCAUCAAUGGAAAGUUUCGGAUUCCUUUCUUCAUGUCUCAAGAAUGUGAACAGUUGAUUCGUGGAAUGCUUCUUGUUAAUCCCAGCAGAAGAUUCUCUCUUCAGCAGGUGUGCGAUCAUGCAUGGAUCAAGAAAGCAGGAAGAGAUGAAACUUUUGAAAAUCUAAUCAAUGAAUGCAAGAAUACAGAGGAAAUGAACAAGCGAGAACCAUUGAAUGAAAUGAUUUUAAAUGAAAUGGGUGAAGCUGGCGUUGAUAAGGAACGAGUUAAAAAUUCUAUUUUGAAUGAAGAGUUCGAUAAUCAUGCAGCGAUAUAUUAUCUAUUGUUGGAUAAAUGGAGAAAACAUAGACUGGCAAGACAAGCUCAAUCACAGAUCAACUUGCCUCAUGGUACAACUCACAUGACAUCGGGCAUCUCAUCACCUCACCCUGGAAUUGUGAUGGGUACCAUACCCACUCUUACCAUGAGGGUACCAAACUCUGGUGGACUGGUACUCGGUGCUCCUAAUCUCCCCAUUGUGAAUCAAGGAAACAUAAUUCCUUCAACAGCUUUACACGCAACAGCUACCGUUCCUCCAUCAUCAAGUGGGAUCAGUACUCCAUUGCCUCCUUCUGUUAUAUUACCUUCUGGAUUGCAUGUUCCACAUCUACAACUUAUAAAUGAAAAUAAUCAAGUCAUUCAGGAGGAAAUGUCUGAUGACUCUGAUACUGAUGAACCAUCACCAGAAGCAUUGCAAAGAUAUUUAACAAUGAGAAGGCAUACUGUUGGAAUGCCUGAUCCAAGGUAUGGACCACAUUAUAGAACUGAGAUUCCAGAUGAUCUGCGAGCAAGACUGGAACAAAGACAACGACAUAAUGCUAAUCAAAUGGAAGCCAAUAUGGAAACAGCACAACGUUCUUCACCAGAAGACGGGGCUCCAAAUGUUGGGUUAUCACCCCAACCAACACCUUUCUUUGUACCAAAUCUAAACUUGCAGCAAUCAGCUAAUGAUAACAUGCCGUUUAUGAGAAUGCCAAUGACCUUACAGUAUAAGGAGCAGAAUCUAUUGAAGCCGCCAGCUUUCCAGAUGAUUUCACAAAAUCCAAUGGGCAGAAGAGCAUCAGAUGGUGGAGCUAAUAUACAAUUGUUCGCACAGCAAUUGCAACAACGUAGAAUGAUGCAAGGGCAAAGUCAGCUUGCAUGUGCUGGUACAACGGCAGACAAGUUGCAACAGAUGAGUCAUCAAAAUUCAUUAAACGAUGACUCAGGGGUUUCUUCACAGUAUGGAAGUACAUCAGUAGACACAGCAGAUUAUGAUGAAUCAGAUGAAGAACCAGAUCCACUUGCAGUGCAAAGGUAUCUUGAAAAUAGAGGUGGCAUGAAGAGGCACACGCUACCUGUAACAAUACCUGCAGAUGGCGAGGGGGGUAGUUUGUUACCGCCACCUCGGGGAGGAGGGCAGCAGAUGUUUAAUGUCUCAGCAACAAAUGCACACAGUAGAAUGCAACCCAUGCGAGGAGGAAGAAGACCAUCAUUGCUACUUCCACCAGACAGUGAGACAUCGAGUGUCCAACCAUACAGACGACGUGCAUCAGAUGGUGCAGCUAGUUUGAAAACUUUUCGUCAGCAAUUAGAGAUGGGAAAACAAUUGCAAUUUGACAGCAUGCAACAAUUACACGAGGAACAUUUACAACUGCAACAAAGGUAUUUACCAGUCAUACCACAAGGUAGAGGAACUAGUGUUCAAGAUAAAACAGGACCUGUCAGGGAUAGACAUGCUAUCAGACAGCGACUCCAACAACACAGUUUGUCACCUCAAGCUUCUCCACCUCUUCCAUCCAGUCCUGUUGCAAGACAAAAUCCUGAAGUGCAACACCAGACCUUACUAAAUCAUUUACAAAGGCUUCAGAUUCAGCAGCAACAAAGUGGAAAUUCUCCUCCUCUAGUAGUUCGCAACCGCAAUAGUCCUUUGGUUCAGGGUACGAAUGGAAACCAAUCCACCACACACAAUGCUUUACCACAGAUGCAAUCUACAGGAGGAAGACCCGUCUACAGCCCACCCACACAAUACUUAAAACAGCGACACCAGCCAUUAUUUCGUCAGUCAAGUGAACACAACACAGUCACAACAAAGACAAGUUUUUGAGUCGAAUCAAAAUGAGUUUGUAAGUCCAGUUGAAAACUCGCACACUCCACCACCAGAAGACCAGUUUGUUUUCAACAACCAUCAUCCUCGGUUAUCUAACGGAAGUCCUUCACCAAUUGUACAUGGCAUGGUAU
Messenger RNA from Styela clava, 3130 nucleotides. NCBI's taxonomy places the organism in Eukaryota, Metazoa, Chordata, Ascidiacea, Stolidobranchia, Styelidae. The record is from RefSeq and is a predicted model, not a curated record.